UCAAAAAUGAGUGAAAGUACUUCCUCAAAACCCUUGAACUUCCUGAACUCCUAAAACACUUGUUGCUCGAUAUCAAGCAUUGUCUGGCUAAAAAAAAUUCCUCUCAAUCACUCAACAUUAUUCAGCUACAUCAAGACUGAGUUUCUUCAAUUUUUCUUAUUCUGCUUCAUUUUUUUUUUUCAUCUGUUUCUUUAUUUCUCUCUCUUUUUUACCUAUGUUUCUUUGAUUGAGUUUUUCUUUAUGUGGAACAUUAAUUUUUGUUAUGUGGGAGGUAAAAGUGAGAGUAUUGGAUUCGAUUUUGGGGCUUGGACAACAAGAACAGAGGUUUUGUCAUUAGGUUUCUUUUCUUUUUUUCUUUGAAAUAUUAAUUUUUGUUGUGUGUUAAGACUGGAGUAUUUGUGGAUUUAUUGAGGGGUUUUAUCUAUUAGGGUUACAUCAAAACAAGAGUUUUGAAAACUUGCUUGAAGGGCUAAGAAAUUGUCGUGGGUAUAUUGUGGGAUUUUGUUAUGUGGUGAAGAAUUGGUUGAACUUUUUACAUAUUAUGUGUUCUAAUUUAGUUCCUUCACUCUAGAAUUUUAGCACAUGUAAUCCAUUAUAUGCAAAAGUUAAAAAUAAAAUCAGUAAGAGCAUAAUCAGUAUGUUUGUACAUGUAAAUUGCAUAAACCAUCUUUAAUGUAAUCCAUUAUAUGCAAAAGUUAAAAAUAAAAUCUGAUUUAUUCAAAUUAAACAUUAAGGUUCUGUUUAAACUCAUUUAUGUUAUGCUUGUAUUAGAAUUUUGUAUCAUUCAGUUUUUAAACUAUUGUUGUUAGGAAUAUAAUAUAGCGAGAAAGAGUUAUGUGCUCCUAUCAUGGGGUUGAUAAUAGCGACAAAGCUGAAAAGUUUUCUGCAUUACUAAAUCUCCCUCCAUUAUCUUUGUUUAUGUUGUUUUGUCAACUCCGUCAAAAUAUCACAAUAGUACAUAUACCUGUGCCAUGGUUAGUCAUAAUAAUUAUGAUGAAAUAUGUAUUAACUGAAUAGGAAUAAUUUAUGUAAGACACAUCAUGUAUUUAUUGUGUGAGUAUAUUAUCUGUUUUGACUUUCAAUUUAUAGUUUAUCUCAUCUUGUGAUAUCUUAGGAAGUAUUGAUCACUAAAAGAGUUUGCAAGUUAAUAAAAGGUUGUGUGCAUCUAUGUAAUUUUGUUAUUCUAAAUAAUUUUUUUCAUCUAAUAUUUUUAUACUCUUUAAGGUUAUGACACCAAGUAAGCAAUGGAUGCAGCUUGUUGAUAAUCGGCUCGAUGAAGCCUAUUUAAUUGGGGUGCAGAAGUUUUUAGAUUAUGCUCUUAGAACAACAGGAGAAUCGUAUGAAAUACGAUGUCCCUAUGUCAAAUGUUGUAACACAACAUUAGGAACACGCGAGACAGUCGAGUCACAUUUGAAAGUAUAUGGAAUAAUAAAAAAUUAUACUUUUUGGUAUCACCAUGGAGAAGUUUUAGGUGAGCCACUGUCGGAACUUGAAGAUGAAGAUGAUAAUGAAGUAGAAGAAUACGAGAGUGAGGAUGAAAUAGAAGAAAUUUUGAGAGAUCUAUAUCCUAAUCAUGAUAGAAGCACUGCAGAUAUUGGUUGUGAUGAUUUACUUCAAGAGGAACCGAAUGUUGAAGCCAAAAGAUUUUACAGUCUAUUGAGGGAUUUUGAGAAGCCACUAUACCAAAACUCAAAAAUUUCAAAGCUUUUCACUUUGAUUAAAUUGCUUCACAUAAAAAGUAUGGGUUGCUGGAGCAAUGAGUCAUUUACAAUGCUAUUAAAAAUGUUAAAGGAUGAGUUGUUGCCCGAUGAAGCGGAUUUGCCAAAUUCAUAUUAUGAGGCAAAGAAGGUAAUUCGGAAUCUUGGGCUUUCCUACUAUAAGAUUGAUGCUUGUAUAAAUGAUUGCAUGUUAUACUGGAAGGAGGAUAAUUUACUUGAUUCUUGUAAAAUUUGUGGUGCAUCCAGAUGGAAAAUAAAUAAACAUAGCGGGGAAGCCAAGAAUAAAAAAGGCAAAAAGAUAGUAGCUAAGAGUUUGUGCUAUUUUCCAUUAAAGCCUAGACUUCAAAGGUUGUUUAUGUCUACAAAGACAUCUUCUCUAAUGACAUGGCAUCAUGAUAAAAGAGUUGAUGAUGGAAUAAUGAGGCACCCAGCUGAUUCAAUGGCUUGGAAAUCAUUUGAUGAACUUCAUCUCUCAUUUGCGGCCGAGCCUCGUAAUGUUCGACUUGGACUUGCUAGUGAUGAAUUUCAGCCAUUUCGCAAUUCAAAAACCUUAUAUAGCAUUUGGCCGGUGGUACUUAUUCCUUAUAAUUUACCACCUUGGUUGUGUAUGAAACAAGAAAAUUUUAUUAUGUCAAUGCUUAUUCCUGGUCCAGAUUGUCCAGGAGAUGCAAUUGACAUAUAUCUUCAACCUUUGAUAGAGGAACUAAAUGAGUUAUGAGAAAUUAGUGUUGAGACCUUUGAUGCAUCUACUGGACAGAAUUUUAAGUUGCAUGCUUCUUUGCUAUUCACCAUUAAUGACUUUCCAGCAUAUGGAAAUUUAUCUGGAUGGAGUACAAAAGGAAAAUUGGCAUGCCCAAUUUUGCAAUAAAGAUACUUUCUCAAUUAGAUGACCAAUAGUAAGAAAUAAUAUUUUAUGGGUCACCGACGAUAUCUUCCUCUUAAUCACAGAUGGAGGAAUGAUAAGGAGUCAUUUGAUGGCACAAAAGAGCGACGGCUCCCACCAAAAAUACGUUCUGGUAUUGAAAUACUUAAUCAAGUGCGGGAUCUUGAAGGGCUACAUCUAACGAAGGUUCCAAAGAAAAAGAUCAAAAUAUCACAUGAGAAUCGAAAGGAUAACUGGAAUAAGAGAAGUAUUUUUUUGAACUUCCCUACUGGAAAUCUUUGUUGUUGCGGCAUAAUUUGGACAUUAUGCAUAUUGAGAAAAAUAUAUGUGAUAAUAUUUUGGGGAUGAUCGUGAAUGCCAAAGGAAAGACCAAGGACACCAUUAAUGCUCGGCUAGAUUUGCAAGAAAUGAACAUUAGGCCGGAACUGCACCCCAUCAAAAAGGGAGAAAAGUACGAAGUUCCAACUGCAAGUUAUACAUUAUCUCCCCAAGAAAAGCACAAAUUAUGCCUCUUUUUAAAAAAUUUAAAGGUUCCAGAUGGAUUUUCAUCUAAUAUUUUUCAAUGUGAACUUGAAAUAACACAAGAUUUCUGGCUUAAAGAGUCAUGAUUGCCAUGUUCUUUUGUAACAUUUACUCCCUCUUGCACUACGUGGUAUGUUGUCCAAAGAUGUAUGUGAACCACUUAUUGAGUUGUCUUUAUUUUUCAAUAUGCUUGGAGCUAAGGUGUUAAUGAUGGAUGACUUGGAACGAAUUGAAGCACAAAUUCCUAUAACUCUUUGCAAGUUAGAAAAAGUCUUCCCUCCUUCAUUUUUUGAUGUCAUGGUACACUUGCCUAUUCAUUUGGCUAAUGAAGCUAUGCUUGCUGGACCUAUUCAAUAUCGGUGGAUGUAUCCUAUAGAGCGAUGGUUAUAUUUUUUAAAAUCUCUUAUUGGUAAUAGGGCUUGUCCAGAAGGCUCUAUCGCAGAGGGGUACCUUGCAAAUGAAUGUAUGACCUUGUGUUCAAGGUAUCUGCAUAGAAUUGAUACAAAUUUUAAUCGGCCUGAACGAAAUUAUGAUGGUGGCUUAAAAAAAUCUGAUGGAGGGUUAUCUCUAUUUUGUAAUUCUGGAAAAUCUUUGGGAGCUAAAAAACAGUGUGAACUUGAAGCAAAUGAAUUGGAGCAGGCACAUAUAUACAUACUAAAGAAUUGUGAUGAAGUUCUACCAUUUCUAGAAGAGUUUGCACAAAUUCAUGUAGAUGCUACUCAAAAUUUGUCUGAUGGAGAGUGGAACAGACAAUUUAUUGAAUGGUUUAAAGUUAGGGUUGCAAAAUUGCAUAAAGCAGAAAAUAGUCAGCUUAUGGAAGAUCUGCUCUCGCUUUCACGUGGUCCUACACCAUAUGUGACACAUUUUAAUGGCUACGUUGUUAAUGGAUAUAGAUUUCAUGGAGAAGAUUAUGAUAAACAGUUAAGGACUCAAAAUUGUGGUGUAAUUGUUGUUGGAGAGACUGAAAAACACAGUGAAAAUAUUGAUUACUAUGGAGUUUUAACUAAUAUUCUUGAAUUACAAUUCAUGGGUAGAAGAGUGGCUUUAUUUUGAUGUAAUUAGUUUGAUGUGUAUGAUAACACGAAAGGAGUUAAGAAAGAUGAAUAUGGUUGUGUAAGUGUUAAUUGGGGACGAUUUUUGAAAAUAAAUGAGUCUUUUGUAUUAGCGGACCAAGCAUCUCAAGUGUUUUAUGCUAAUGAUAAUUCCAAUAAAGGCUGGCGUGUAGUGAGAAAGAUGCAACCUCGUGAUUCCUAUGAGAUUGUGCAACAAACGGAUGAUGAUAUUGUAGAUUUAGAAAAUCACAAAAAUAAACGAAAAAGAACGAAUGUGACUGGAAAGGAGGUGGGAUCCACUAUGAAGUCUACUAACAAAUAUACAUUCGUUGCACCUGGUGCUAUUGGGAAGGACCGAGGGCGAGGGCUUAGAUCUAUGGUUGUCUGAUUCUACCAAACAUGCUGCUUAAGAAAUACAAACUGACAUUUCAUUUUAUACAUCUACUGAUGAAGUUAUGAAAUACAUUCAAACAGGUGAAACAAGUGCUAUAGCAAAGGAACAGGGGUGAGGGCUUAGAUCUAUGUGUUCUUCGGGGAUGUUAGAAAAUAAGUUGGGAUCCUCCUUCCAUCAGAGGAUUCUUUAUGCUAGUCAAAGUGUGCCAAGAAUUUCUAACAAUACAAGAUCAGAUUCUACAUUGUCUGCUGCUCAAGAAAUGCGAAGCACGAUUAAAAUCCCCUCGGUUCUUGAGAAAGAUCAUAUGCAAACCGAUGUUUCAUUUUCUCCAUCUACUGAUAAAGUUAUACAAUCUCCCAAAUCAGUCGAACCAAGUGCUAUAGGGAUGAGACGAGGACGAGGGCGAGAGCUUAAAUCGUUGUCCUAUUCAGAGGUUUCUGGAAAUAAGGUGGGAUCCUUUCAUCAUAAUGCUCUUUACGCUAGUCAAGGCAUGGCAAGAACUUCUAACAGCACAAAAUCAAAUUAUACAAUGUUUGCUGCUCAAGAAAUGCGAACAACAAAUGUAACUCCCUCUGUUCAUGAGAAAAAGCAUGUGCAAACUGAUAUUGCAUUUUCUCCAUCUACUGGUCAAGUGAUGGAAUCUACCCAAACAGUUGAACCAAGUUCAUGUACUAGUAAGGUAAAAAAAGUUCGAGGAAGUAACAAGUACAAAGAAGUUGCAUCACUUGAAGUGGGGCAGAAGCUAAAAGUAACAUUUUACAAUAAUCGAACAGUUGGAAAGAAUAGCAAUCUAUUUGCGAGGCCCUUGGGAAAAUUAGUUCGUGACCAUAAUAUGUGUCCGUUGGGUGUAUCAUCGUGGGAUGACAUUAAGGAAGAAAAAUUAAAUCAUAUGUGGGCAGCUGUUGAGGAUAAAUUUGAAAGUGAUGACAUGGAUAUUCAUCGGGAUCAUAUUUUGAGUUGGAUGAAAGAAUUAUGGAAUAAAUGGAGAGGACAAUUGCAUGCAAAGUAUGUGAAGGGUAAGCCAAUACAAAAGGCUCUUAGAAAUGUGCCAAAGGGAGUAGAUAAAAAAUAAUGGGAAUGGUUGAUAAAGGAGCAUUUUUCUUCAGAAAGUUUUCAGGCGAGAAGCCAUAGGAACGCAUCAAAUAGAGCUAAGCUAAAGAUGCUUCAUCAUAUUGGUAGCAAGCCAAUUAGAGAAAUUAUUUAUCAAAAGGGUGGAAAAGAUGGCAACCCACCAGAUUUGGCAACUAUUUUCUUUGAGACUCGCAAGAAGAAUAACACACUUGUUGAUUUUGAAACAAUUGAGAAACAUGCUCAAAUCCAAGAAUUGGUGAUGUCCGAACCGUCUCUUCCAAGCAUAGAGAUUGUAGAAAAGUGCUUUGGACCUCAAACUCGUAGCCAUGUAUUUGGUUUUGGAGGUGGAGUAAAAACAAAAGACUUGAAAGGUGGGAACUAGUCUAAAUAUCUAAAUAGUGUUAAGAACUAGUCUAUUGAUUUUCAGGACAAUUUUGGGAUCUGUUUCUAAAUAUUUGUGGUGUGUAUUGUGGGACAUAUACAAUAACACGUGCUAAUGAGAAGUGUAGCAUAGAUAA
Molecule: messenger RNA, 6158 nt
Organism: Nicotiana tabacum (common tobacco)
Lineage: Eukaryota; Viridiplantae; Streptophyta; Magnoliopsida; Solanales; Solanaceae
Source: RefSeq, a predicted model, not a curated record